CCCAGGCCCCGCCCCCACCUGGCCAGGCGCUGCUUGCAGGCAGUGUGGUAGAGUGCAGUGCGGGGAGAGCAGCACAUCCUGCCCAGCAGGGUCAUCCAGCCCCGGGGGAAGCGGACUUCUGUGUUAUCCAUAGGGUGGAGGGCACACACCGGCCCCGCUUUACCCGUGCAUCACGGAGAGGACGUGACGGAAUAUAAGACGCUGUGUACGGAUGAGCCCCGGACCGCUCUGUGGUCGCACCUGCGGCGCGCUGAGUGACUUGUCAUACUCCUAACACUGUGUGGUGGUGCCAGGAGAACAGCACGUGACCACUGAGGCCAUCGGAUUCCAGACUCUGCCGUAAGAACGAACAUGUUGCAAUCUCCACGCAGAAUAUCUCCGGACAGAGAUUCCUUAAUGUGAAUGAGCCCUUAAGACCAGGCUGCUGACCAGAGGUGAUCUGACAUGGGUAACUCUUAUGCAGGACAGCUGAAAUCUGCCCGGUUCGAGGAAGCUCUUCAUAAUUCUAUAGAAGCCUCCCUAAGAUGUAACAGUGUUGUGCCAUGUCCAGUAUUCUCCCAACUUUAUUUAAAUGCAGAAAACUCUACUUUCUCUGCAGAUGGUGUUGAUGUAAAACCAAAAGUUGAGGAACUUGAAAAGGAUUUUGCUCAGAGGUACACUCAGAAUGGCAGCCUGGACUUCUCGAACAGUCAGUCCAUGUGUGAAAUGGAUGAUGACGAUGAGGAAGAGGACACAUCCGAUUCAAGUAGUCCUCCUUUGCCAUAUGCACAAAAACCUGCCCCAGAAGGUUCUUGUACUAUAGAUGGGUUCUGCCAAGCAGGGAAGGAUUUACGAUUAUCUUCACUCAGUAAAGAGCAAAUUGAAGUUCCACCAGGCUUUCUUUUGGUUGGAGUAAAGACUCAGAGUCUCCCUGAACAUAUUCUUGUCUGUGCAGUUGAUAAAAGAUUUCUCCCUGAUGAUGAUGGAAAAAAUGCACUUUUAGGUUUCUCUGGAAAUUGCAUCGGCUGCGGCGAGCGUGGUUUUAGGUAUUUCACAGAGUUCUCCAAUCAUAUUAACCUAAAGCUUACAACUCAACCAAAGAAGCAAAAGCACUUAAGGUAUUAUAUUGUGAGGAACUCCCAAGGAGCACUCUGCAAAGGGCCACUUAUCUGCUGGAAAGAGCCUCGAAGUCGACCAUUCCCUACCCCAACUGUAAAGCCAAUUACUUCUGUCUCUAUGACAUCUGAGAAUGAAAACAGUAAUGGAUACAAAUCUGGAUUCUUACAUUCAGAAAUGCAAUCUUAUGUCUCAGCCAAAACAUCUACUGCUCUUACUUCAAGUACUCCUCAAGAUCUGUCUCGAAAUAAGGGUAUUGUGAAGCCACUACCUCUACCUGUCCAUGCUGUAGGAAAAACUUUUCCUGCUGCAUCUAUUUCAAUCCAAGCACCAGAGAUCACCAAUGGUGCCAUGAAUGGAGGAAGAGUCACAGUACUAAAUUCAGCUCCAUCUCAGCCACUUGCUCACUCAACUUCUCCAAGCCCAGGAUGCAUUGUGGGCGAUAGUGGGGUAACUUUUUCUGGCCCACCAAAGAAAAGGCACAGAGGAUGGCCACCUAGCUCCCCAGUUCAAGCACCAGUAUUGUCAUUUCCUUCACCUCCAGUUCGGCCAAUCACAAGACCAGCCUCUUUGUCACAGCCUAUUUUAGUUGGUGUUUUCCAGCCGCAACCAAUUCCAGCUGGAGAAACUGUAAUUGUGCCUGAAAAUCUGCUAAAUAACUCAGGUGUACGGCCUGUAAUAUUGAUCGGUUAUGGAGCAUUGCCAUACUUCUAUGGAAAUGUUGGGGAUAUUGUUGUAAGCCCCUUGUUGGUGAAUUGCUACAAGUUACAGGAAUUGGAGAAGAAGGAGCUGGAUCAGAUGGGAGUGUCCAGCAGUCAAUUCCUCAGUGUGGAAAAUCUGAUUCUUCUGACUAUCCAGUACCUUGUGCGACUUGGUUCAGAUCAGAUACCGAUUCGUGAAGUUUUUGAACAAAUUGUGCUGAAAGCAUUGCAGGAAUUUACUUAUAAAGAUCGCUCUAUGCAGUUGAACUCUCCCGCAAUGUCUGUGUCUCAAGCUCAGCUUCCAUGGCUGGCCCGCUUGUCAGCCAGUGUUUCUCAAGAUUUGGUUCAUGUCCUUGUUACACAGAACUCGUUGGCAGAGGGCAUCUCUGAGACCCUUCAUUCUCUGAGUGAUAUGAAACCGCAGCAGAAACUUCCUGACUAUGUAGUAGCAAUCUGCUGUUCAAAGGUGCGAGGAAAUGAAUUUUGUGUGAUUGCACUUGGAAAAUAUCAGUCCCGGGUUCUUGCUGAGAGUAUGCUGACAACAAGUGAAUUCUUGAAGGAAAUUAGCUAUGAGCUGAUAACAGGCAAAGUCAGCUUCUUGGCCUCACACUUUAAAAACACAUCUAUGGGUGAUGAUUUGGACAAGCUUUUGGAGAAGAUUCAAAGAAAGAGAGGAGAUAAUGUUAUUAUACCUUUUAAUGGAGAUGUAAAAGAAUGUGUCUCAUCCCUGGAAGCAGCCGGCAUGAUUCCUACACUAGGCAAAAGUAGUGGCUGCAGCACAGACAGCUUCCAGAUAUGUCAGUCUCAGCUGAUGGUUGCUCGGAAGCUUCUGUCCCAGGUGUGUGCCAUUGCAGAUAGUGGAAGUCAGUGUCUUGAUCUGGGCCGCUUCAGCAAAGUUGACUUCCUAAUUGUCAUUCCUCGAUCUGAAGUACUGGUACAACAGACCCUGCACAGAAUUAGACUUUCAGGGGUUCUAGCAGAUUUGGGCCUAGAGGAGUCGGCAUUUGCAAAUCAGAGAGCUGACAAAUAUGUUCUUCGACUUGAUGGGGAUGUCCAAGCCAAAUUUGACGCGUUCAUGAGAAAAGUGAAGCAAAAUCCUUAUACACUGUUUGUUCUUAUACAUGACAAUAGUCAUGUGGAUCUAACAAGUGCAUUGUCAGGAACACUGCCUCAUGGAGAUCCCAGCCAGGGGCUUUCUGACCGAAUUAUUAAUAGUUUGGAAGUGCAGGAAGCUCUGAAUCUCAUUGUGCUGCAAGUUAGUGCCUUCCCUUAUGCCUUACAGACACAGCAGUCUAAAAUCAGCUCCAGUAAUGAGGUGCACUGGAUUCAGCCAGACUUGGUGGAAGAUCUAGCCAAUGAUGACAAGGUUUACUUUGGUAUCAAUGAAUACAGUAAAUCUCUUCAGUGGGGUAUAACAAGUCCACUACUUAGAUCUGAUGAAACAUUUGAGAAGAUGGUGAACACCCUUUUGGAAAGGUACCCAAGGUUACACAGCAUGGUGAUACGAUGCUACCUCCUCAUUCAGCAGUAUUCUGAAGCUCUUAUGGCGUUAACUACCAUGACGUCACUCAGAGAUCACACUACACCAGAGACAUUGAGCAUCAUGGAUGAUCUCCUCAGCUCUCCUGAAAAGGACAAAAGUGGACAAGGUCACAUGCUCCUUGUCCGGAUUCCUUCAGUACAGCUGGCAAUGUUGGCAAAGGAAAGACUGCAGGAAGUGAGAGAUAAACUAGGACUUCAAUAUCGUUUUGAAGUGUUGCUCGGUAAUCCUGCUUCCGAACUGUGUCUUGCUAAGCACUUUGUUUCCAGGUUAAAGGUCUGGAGGGGAUGUGAUCAAGAAGACUGGGUUCCUAGAACAUAUAAGGAUCUUGAAGGCCUACCUUGUAUCUUGAUUCUCACUGGCAAGGAUCCCCUUGGAGAAAAUUUCCCAAGAUCUCUGAAAUAUUGUGAUCUUCGCCUGAUUGACUCCAGUUUUUUAACCCGAACGGCUUUGGAACAGGAAGUUGGCCUGGCCUGUUGCUUUGUUUCCAAAGAAUUCAUCAGAGAGCCCACAACUGUCCUAGAUUUAAGUGAUAAGGACAUUGAUAAAGCUAACUCCAUUGAGAAUGACUCAGAUGAGCUGUUUAUAGAUCUAGACAGACCUCAGAGUAAUGGCAGUGAAGUCACAGGAACUUCAGGUUCUAUUGCUGAGAAUGGAGUUAGUUCCUCUAGUGCAGCUGAAGAAACUCAGAGACAGCCAACAAACCUGGAUUUUCACAAUGUGGCAAACUCGGUGGACGAAGGCACUUACCCAAAUUCUACUGCCAGUGAUUGUAAACCAGAAUGUGACUCGCUUGGGACACAAAUGGCUAGCAGUACAACAUCAAAACUUUCCUCAUGCUCCUCGUCAAAAGCUUACCAGUGGAGUCACCAUUUUGUUAACAAUAGGACGUUGAACUUGGCUUUACCCCGUAUUGUGGUUCUUUCCAGGGCUACUUAUAACCUCUUGGCUUCUCAUAAAAAUGGACAAUCUCCCUCUACAAUUUCUCUCUUGCCCCAUGCUGAUGUGAGCUGGUCAAGAUCAUUAAGACCUAUCCUUUCUAAAGACUUGAGCAGUGAAGAACAGUCACUUUACUACAGACAGUGGACAACAGCCAGACAGCACCAUGCUGAUUUUGUGAACUCAAGUGAACCCACAGGAACAAGGACUGUUCAUCCACGUCGCCUACUCUUGACUGGACCCCCGCAGGUUGGAAAAACUGGUGCCUACUUGCAGUUCCUUAGGAUCCUGUACCGUAUGUUGAUUCGCCUUCUGGAAGUAGACGUUUAUGAUGAACAGGAAAUAGAUGCAGCAGAUGUGGUAAAAGAUGAAGACCAAGAACCUGGAACAGAAAAUGAGCUUUGGCCAGACAUUGAAGCUUUUUGUAACCUGCCCUUUGACAUAACUGUUCACGAUCCAAAAUACCGGCACAUAAGCCCUCUUUAUACUGGGAAGAAUUUACUAAUUAAACAAGAAUCUUUAGGAGUACAUACAGAUGAGCCCCGGAAGCGUAAAACGGUUUCUGUGAUGCUCACAAAAUAUGCAUCGUACAACACUUUCCAUCACUGUGAGCAAUGUCACCAGUAUAUGGAUGUUAGCUCCACCUCUCAGACACCGGAAUCUACUAUUCAUGCGUUCACAUUCUCAUCUUCAAUGCUUGGAGAAGAGGUUCAGCUUCACUUCAUUAUUCCAAAAUCCAAAGAGCAUCAUUUUGUGUUCAGCAAACAGGGCAAGCACCUCGAAAGCAUGCGACUCCCCCUUGUGUCUGAUGCACAAAACACAAACAUGGUUAAAAGUCCAAUUUUCACCCCAUCCAGUGGACGUCAUGAGCAUGGUCUGCUAAACCUUUAUCAUGCAAUGGAAGGAAUCAAUCACUUGCAUAUUAUGGUUGUAAAGGAAUAUGAAAUGCCACUUUACCGAAAGUACUGGUCCAACCACAUCAUGCUAGUACUUCCUAGCAUGUUUAACAAUGCUGGGGCUGGAGCUUCCAGAUUCCUUAUUAAAGAACUGUCUUACCACAACCUGGAGUUGGAAAGAAAUCGCAUGGAAGAACUGGGAGUAAAGCGGCAAUGCUUGUGGCCACUUAUCUUAAUUAUGGAUGACUCAUGCGUUUUAUGGAACGUCCAUAGCAAGGUUCCAGAGCAGUCAAGCCAAUCAAUAGAGACUGACUAUGGGGCUAGAAAUGUGUCCCUGAAGUAUGUUAUACAACACAUGGAAGCUACACCAAAAAUAACUAGCUAUGCAAUGCUUGGCCUUCAGAAGUGGAAUAGCAAGUUAAAUUCUUCUCCACCUAAGCGCCCAUUCUCCAGGUGCCAUAUUCACGACUUCAUACUGCUCAACGUAGACCUUACCCAGAAUGUGCAAUAUGACCUUAACAGAUAUUUCUGUGAGGAUAUAGACUUUAACCUUCGAGCCAACAGUGGGGGGCUGCUGAUCUGCCGCUUCAACAACUUCAGCCUCAUGAAAAAGCACAUUCAUGUGGGAGGACAUAAGGACUUCAUUGUUAAGCCCAAAGUUAUGAUCACAGAAAUCACUGCCCCUAUUUUUCCUAUGCAGUAUGUGUGUGCCCCAGACAGUGAGCAGACACUCUUGGCUGCACCUGCUCAGUUCCUCCUUGAGAAGUUUCUUCAGCACAGUUCUCCCAAGCUGUUCCCAAAGGCUCUUCAUAAUCCAAGGAACCCAUUACUGGCUGUAGAUUGCUACUUAAAUUUAGGAUCUGAGGUGUCUCUUUGUUAUGUGAGCUCCAGACCACACUCUGUGAAUGUGAACUGUGAUGGAGUAGAUUUCAGUGGUCUCCUCCUCUAUUUGUGUGACUCCUUUGUGUGUGCACCAAUGCUGAAGAAAUUCAAGUUUCUUAAAGGUGCCACUCUCUGCGUUAUUUGUCAAGACAGGAGCUCCCUCAGGCAAACAAUUGUACGAUUGGAGCUUGAAGAUGAAUGGCAGUUUAGACUGCGGGAUGAAUUUCAGACUGCGAACAGUAUCGAUGAUAAACCACUGUAUUUCCUUACUGGGCGACACAUUUGAGCUGCAAGGAAAAUAAUUUUAUAAUGUGCCGAGAUUAAGACUCGACCCAGCUUGAAAUGGAUCAUGUGCAAAUGACUUGGGGGUAAUAUAUGAAUACUUGGACUUGCCUUGUUAAGAAGAAGCUGUUCUCCUGACAUGGAUAUUUAUGGACCAUUGAAGUCUGCAGAGCUGUUACCUGGCUGGCUUUUAAAGGUCUUUUUAAGUAAGAUACUUUGGACUUUAAAGUUCUUGAUCACAGAAUCUCUUGAAGACUUUUUCUCAGGGGUUCAUUAUUACCAAAAAUUGGACAGGGGCACAAUCUCUUCCUGUGUCAUUGUUGAUAAUUUUAUAUUGUGAACAAUAUUUUUUUCAAUCAAUCAUGUCUGAGUUUGUCACAAUUAAUAGUCUACUAUUCACAUUUAAUUCAGGUUGCUCUUUACUAAAAUCCACUGUGAAGUCUGCACCAAAUUACUGUCCCUUAUGUUGCAUUCUGAUAUGUUGGGAGAUAAAAUUACUUACUAUUAAUAAGGCAUUAGAAUUUAUAUAGUAAACCCUUCGCCAAUUGGCACAACAAAACAACCAACAUCCAGCCAUGGAUAGUUGCUAAAGGUAUUAAUUCUGUAGUAUGACCCCUUUAUCUGGCUUCUAAGCUCUGCUUCUUAGCCUUUUUUAUUUCAGUUUUUUCCUAAAUA
Molecule: messenger RNA, 7010 nt
Organism: Hyla sarda
Lineage: Eukaryota; Metazoa; Chordata; Amphibia; Anura; Hylidae
Gene: GREB1L
Product: GREB1 like retinoic acid receptor coactivator
Exons: 34
Coding region: 445-6339 (1964 amino acids)
Biological process (GO): kidney development; multicellular organism development
Source: RefSeq, a predicted model, not a curated record